UGAACUUGGCGGUGACGGUCACACUCCAUCCGAGCGCGCAAGUAAUUUUUGUUUUGUUUGCAACGCUUUCCGAGGACUCAGCGGCGACCAUGAAGCGAACCAAGGACGAGGACAAGGAGGAGGCGCCGGCCCAACCGGCGGCGCACAACAGCAGUGCCGGCAGCAACGGCCACGAGGCCACAUCUCCCGUGGCCACCACUGCAUCGGCGGCCACUUCAUCCGCAGCCGUUUCGGAUGCUUCGAUACCAGGAGCCUCCGUUCGCACGACGGGCCGCGUCAAGAAACCCAAGCAGGUUUACGAUCCCUCGGACAACUAUGUGUCCCGGGCCAGCAGCAAUCGCAAUUCCCUCGGCGCAACAGGGGCAUCUUCAGCCGCUGCUGCUGCUGCUGCGUCCACCGGCAAUGUCCAGUCACCACCUGCCAAUGCAACUGCCAAGGAGACCAGCGAUUCGCAGGAGUCCACACCUAGUCCGGCCGUUUCGGAGCAGCAGGCGGCGCAGAAUCGCAACUUCGACACGUGCCAGAAGUGUGGCAAAAGUGAACCCAAACGCGGCUCCGGUCACAAGAGCAACUUCCUCACCUGCAAAGGAUGCAUGCAGAAAUGGCACUUUCCGUGUUUGCCGAUCAAUUUCCAGAACCAGAGCACGGCCCGCAAGAAGUACAAGUGCGAAAAGUGUCGCUACUGCCAGGUGUGCAACGUUAGGGGUCGGGAUCUGCCCAUUUGCAGUGUGUGCGUGGAGGCCUACCAUGCGGACUGCAAUGAUCCCACCAUCAAGCAAUUCAAAGUCGUCGAUACCAAUCCCAAGUGGAAGUGUUUCCGAUGCGAGGCGAGUAAUAGUGGCAAUAACACCAGCCCAUCCAGCGAGGAGCAGACGGGGGGCAGGAAGUCUAACGCAAGCCGCGACGACCCUCCAGUUGUGCCCAGGAAAUCGAAUGCCGGCAGGAAAAAGCGUGUCCAAUCCGAUCCCACUGGUCAAGAGAAGCCAGCGAAGAUUGAAAAGCUGGGGAAACGCAGUCCACUGCUGAAAGCGGACGAGAAAAAAGACAAGAAGGAGGAAAAGAAGGAGGCCAAAAAGGAGGAGCUGCGCGAACAACCAGCUGAGGUCAAGCUGGAGAAGAUAGAGAAGGAGGAGACGGUGGAUAUUGAGCCUGUACAGACGGAGAUUCAUGACCAGCCGGAGCAAAGUCAGGAAUCGUCUCCCGCACGUUUGACGCCACCUCCACCGCCACCGCCACCUGCAACUGCAGAAAGCCCUGUGGACAUAAAGGACCAGCCGGUAGCCACCUGGUCCGUGGAACAGGUUGUCGGCUUUGUUGCCCAGCACUAUCCAAAGGAGGCGAACGUGUUCCGAUACCAGGACAUCGAUGGCGCCUCCCUGCUGCUGCUCACCCGCCAGGAUGUGAUGAACGGAUUCGGCCUGAAGCUGGGCCCGGCGCUGCGCGUCUUCGAACUGGUGAUGUCCCUGCAGAGUCGCUCUGAUGACGUGAGACUCGCCUGGUUCGAGUAACGUCCCCACCUCGUUAGCACCUAAGGUCAUGCACCAUAUUGUAACUUUAAUUCAAUACUCUCAUCUGGAGCCAUCGCUCACCCGGUGGCAACACAUAAAGCUUAUAUUAAGUCUUCUGCCGGAUGACUUCAAUUUCGUUCCAGUUUUUAAGAUGUUCUGUAAUUCUACACCUGCAAAUGCACAUACUUUGUAAAUGAUAUCUGCUAUAUUUGCAAAAAAUUAUAUGACUUUUAUUUAAA
Molecule: messenger RNA, 1747 nt
Organism: Drosophila subpulchrella
Lineage: Eukaryota; Metazoa; Arthropoda; Insecta; Diptera; Drosophilidae
Gene: Lint-O
Product: histone-lysine N-methyltransferase 2D
Exons: 3
Coding region: 90-1508 (472 amino acids)
Molecular function (GO): protein binding
Source: RefSeq, a predicted model, not a curated record